AUGAAGUUCAUUUUCUAUUCAUUGCUUGCAUUCACCGCUUUGUCGGUUACUGUCCAAGGAUUCUCAACCAACGUUCGUGAGAAGAGAGAUGCUGAACUAGAAAAGCUCCCAACUGUUGCCAUCGAGGAGAAGACUUCAGAGAAAGAAGAAACUGGAGUACAAACGGCUGAGUCUAAUGAUACCGAGGAGAAGACUUUGGCAGAGGCAGGAUCUGAUGAGCCAAAGACCAUAUAUGCUGACACCGAAAAAGUUAUUGUUAAGAGAAGCGUUGCUUCAAGAAGAGCUGCUGCUGCUGCUCACCAGAAGAAAGCUCUAGCUAGAUUGAACGCUCUCAAGAGAAAGCAUCUUGUUGCUGCCCACAAGAAGAAGGCUCUAGCUAGAUUGAACGCUCUCAAGAGAAAGCAUCUUGUUGCUGCCCACAAGAAGAAGGCUCUAGCUAGAUUGAACGCUCUCAAGAGACAGCAUGUUGUUGUUGCCCACAAGAAGAAGGCUCUAGCUAGAUUAAACGCUCUCAAGAGACAGCAUGUUGUUGUUGCCCACAAGAAGAAGGCUCUAGCUAGAUUAAACGCUCUCAAGAGACAGCAUGUUGUUGUUGCCCACAAGAAGAAGGCCCUAGCUAGAUUAAACGCUCUCAAGAGACAGCAUGUUGUUGUUGCCCACAAGAAGAAGGCUCUAGCUAGAUUGAACGCUCUCAAGAGAAAGCAUGCUGUUGCUAGAAGAAACGCUAUUCAAAGACAAGCAAGAGCUGCUGCCAACAAGAAGAAGGCUGUCGCUUAG
This is a messenger RNA of Caenorhabditis elegans, 777 nucleotides long. RefSeq names its product Trichohyalin (gene C13A2.12). The coding region runs from base 1 to 777 and encodes 258 amino acids. The record is from RefSeq and is marked reviewed. The transcript has a single exon. Lineage: Eukaryota; Metazoa; Nematoda; Chromadorea; Rhabditida; Rhabditidae.